GGGGCGGCGGGAGCGCUGCGGGACGGGGACCGGUACCGGGCCUGCUCUGCCCCGCUCAUCUCAUCUCGUCUUAUCCCCUCCCAUCGGUUCUUGCCAGCGGCGGGCCCGGCCCAGCCGGAUGAAGAGCGGUGCAGGCCAUGGCGUGGCUCCCGGCUCCCUGCCUCCGCGGCCGGCGGGACCCUAGAGCGGCGCAGCUCCCUCGUGCCCUAUGACCACCCCCCUAUUUAAUUUUAUACCUAACUUAUUAACCACACCCCUCCCAACCAUGGAGCCGACCCCCACCGUGCCCCCCGCCCCCAUGGCGGCCUUCCUCUGGAUGCUGAUCCUGGGCUUCAUUAUCGCCUUCGUCCUGGCCUUCUCUGUCGGUGCCAACGACGUGGCCAACUCCUUUGGCACGGCGGUGGGCUCGGGAGUAGUCACCCUGCGGCAGGCCUGUGUCCUGGCCAGCAUCUUUGAGACCGUGGGCUCUGUCCUCCUGGGCGCCAAAGUCAGCGAGACCAUCCGGAAGGGGCUGAUCGACGUGGAGAUGUACAACUCCACCCCGCAGCUGCUGAUGGCAGGGUCCAUCAGUGCCAUGUUUGGAUCUGCUGUCUGGCAGCUGGUGGCUUCAUUCUUGAAGCUCCCCAUCUCUGGGACCCACUGCAUUGUUGGGGCAACCAUCGGCUUUUCACUGGUGGCCAAAGGGCAAGAAGGUGUCAAGUGGUCUGAGCUGCUGAAGAUCGUGUUGUCCUGGUUCAUCUCACCCCUCCUUUCAGGCAUCAUGUCUGCAGUCCUCUUUUUCCUCGUCCGGAGGUUCAUCCUCUUAAAGGCAGAUCCAGUCCCCAAUGGUCUGCGAGCUCUGCCCGUUUUCUAUGCCUGCACCGUGGGGAUCAACCUCUUCUCCAUCAUGUACACUGGUGCACCCUUGCUGGGCUUUGACAAACUUCCUCUGUGGGGUAUCCUCCUCAUUUCGGCGGGGAGUGCUGUUGUCUGUGCUCUCGUCGUCUGGUUCUUUGUAUGUCCAAGAAUGAAGAAGAAAAUCGAACGGGAGAUCAAAUCCAGUCCUUCAGAGAGCCCCUUGAUGGAGAAGAACAUCAGCCCCAAGGAGGACCAGGAGGAGCCCAAAGUGCCCCUGGGUGAUGCCAAGGGCCCCGUUGCUGAUGAGGGCUCAGCUGCACCCCCCCGGGCAGUGCUGGAGGAGCGAACGGUCUCCUUCAAGCUGGGGGACCCAGAGGAGGCCCCAGAGCAGGAGAGGCUCCCGAGCCUUGACCUCAAGGAGACCAACAUCGACAGCGGAGCCGUGCCCUUGCCCAAUGGCAACCUGGUCCAGUUCAGCCAGGCUGUGGGCCACCAGCUGAGCUCGGGCGGGCAGUACCAGUACCACACUGUGCACAAGGACUCGGGCCUCUACAAGGAGCUGCUGCACAAACUGCACCUGGCCAAGAUGGGGGACUGCAUGGGGGACUCGGGGGACAAACCCCUGCGCCGCAACAACAGCUACACCUCCUACACCAUGGCCAUCUGCGGCAUGCCCCUGGACUCCCUGCGAGCCAGGGAAGGGGAGGAAGGGGAGAAACUGCCCUGGCCAGCAGCAGAGGCCAAGAAGAGAGUCCGCAUGGACAGUUACACCAGCUACUGCAACGCGGUGGCUGAUGCCCACUCAGCUGCUGAGGUUGACCUGAACACAGCCCAGGUGGAGAUGGGAGUUGGCAACCGCAAGGGCAGCAGUGGCUCCCUGGAAGAGUGGCAGGACCAGGACAAGCCCGAGGUGUCCCUCCUCUUCCAGUUUCUGCAGAUCCUCACUGCUUGCUUCGGCUCCUUUGCUCAUGGAGGCAAUGAUGUCAGCAAUGCCAUAGGGCCCCUGGUUGCGCUCUACCUGGUCUAUCAAACGCGUGAUGUGUCCACCAAAGCGGCAACUCCCAUCUGGCUGCUGCUCUAUGGAGGGGCUGGGAUUUGCAUUGGCUUAUGGGUCUGGGGACGCAGAGUCAUCCAGACAAUGGGGAAGGACCUCACCCCCAUCACACCCUCAAGUGGCUUCAGCAUCGAGCUGGCAUCUGCCCUGACGGUGGUGAUCGCCUCCAAUGUUGGCCUCCCCAUCAGCACGACCCACUGCAAGGUGGGCUCCGUGGUGUCGGUGGGAUGGCUGCGCUCCAGGAAGGCAGUGGACUGGCGCCUCUUCCGCAACAUCUUCAUGGCCUGGUUUGUCACUGUCCCCAUCUCCGGCCUCAUCAGUGCAGCCAUCAUGGCUGUCCUCAAGUUGCUGACCUGAAGGUGUGAGCCACCCUCUGCUGCUCCCCUGCUGCCCCCUCCCCUCCAGGGGGUGGGGGGCUUGUCCUACCAUAGCCAGCGGCUGCCCUUGGCUCUGCCUAGUAUUGUCACUGAAAUACCUUUUGAAAUACCUUUUUUUUUUUUUUUUUUUUUUUUAAAUGUCAAUGUCUUGGCAGUAGGUCUCUAGCGGAGGGGGGUGGGGGUGGGCAGUGCUGGGCACCCACCCUUGAUGUGACUCCCCUUGCUGCGCUCUAGCUUUAGAUUAGCAGUUUUGGGAGGCCACUUUUCUUAAUUUUAAUGACUCAAGAUCCUCUGGCAGUGAUUCUUCCUUGAGUACGGAGUGGGGGCUGGGUCCUUGCCCGCCUCCUUCCCCGGGGGAGGCUGGGGGGCAUCCUCCCAUCGCAGGCUCUGCUACCUUCAGCUUUGCGCCCAUUGCUGUACUGGUGCAGACAUCAGCUGCUGCCCAACCAUCCUGCUCUGGGGGGCAGCCCCUGGCACCCCCUCACUGCUGCUACCUCGGACUCAAUAAAGAUUUCCUUCGUA
Calypte anna (Anna's hummingbird) is the source of this 2790-nucleotide messenger RNA. It is a transcript of the gene SLC20A1, whose product is annotated as solute carrier family 20 member 1. The transcript is spliced from 11 exons. The record is from RefSeq and is a predicted model, not a curated record. Gene Ontology annotation, cellular component: membrane. Lineage: Eukaryota; Metazoa; Chordata; Aves; Apodiformes; Trochilidae. Gene Ontology annotation, molecular function: phosphate transmembrane transporter activity. Gene Ontology annotation, biological process: phosphate ion transmembrane transport. Bases 209 to 2248 code for a protein of 679 amino acids.